Molecule: messenger RNA, 369 nt
Organism: Saccostrea echinata
Lineage: Eukaryota; Metazoa; Mollusca; Bivalvia; Ostreida; Ostreidae
Exons: 3
Source: RefSeq, a predicted model, not a curated record
AAAGCUAAACACCCUGACUGUCCCUUUUGCGACAAAGCCAUAGAUGAGCCACGGCAGGACCACGUUAUUUUGUGCUCAGGACAGAGAUUUAAAUGUAUGACUUAUGGAGCCAAGUUCAAAAAGAACAGCUACCUUGUGAAACACAUGAAAGUUCAUAAUGCUCCACCCCUACUAAGAAUUGGUGGAGACAAUCCAGAAGAGACCCCUAUUAGUGACCAUGUGGGGAAGGAGUCUAACCAAAGUGACUGGGAAUUUCAGGAUCCUGGAGAGCCAGCACUUAAUGUACAUUCCAUAAAAACUAUAAGUACAAAAUGGGAGAAUGGAGUGAUCAAAAUCAUUAAAAGGAAGAAGAGCAUUGACUUGAAUUAG